AUGACUUCAGAACGACAAAAUAAGGAUAAAGUAACAAAAUAUAAUGAUCCAUGCGCUGAUGCUGCUAAGAAGAGUUUCGAGUGUUUAGAGGACAACUACUACCAAAAGGACAACUGCAGGGAAGCUUUCGAGAAUUACAGGAGUGAGUCUCUUUAG
Messenger RNA from Wallemia mellicola CBS 633.66, 156 nucleotides. RefSeq lists its product as hypothetical. Lineage: Eukaryota; Fungi; Basidiomycota; Wallemiomycetes; Wallemiales; Wallemiaceae. The record is from RefSeq and is a predicted model, not a curated record. The transcript is spliced from 2 exons. Bases 1 to 156 code for a protein of 51 amino acids.